Pygocentrus nattereri (red-bellied piranha) is the source of this 9883-nucleotide messenger RNA. It is a transcript of the gene akap12a, whose product is annotated as A kinase (PRKA) anchor protein 12a. Bases 347 to 9415 code for a protein of 3022 amino acids. The record is from RefSeq and is a predicted model, not a curated record. The transcript is spliced from 4 exons. NCBI's taxonomy places the organism in Eukaryota, Metazoa, Chordata, Actinopteri, Characiformes, Serrasalmidae. Gene Ontology annotation, cellular component: cytoplasm. Gene Ontology annotation, molecular function: calmodulin binding; protein kinase A binding. Gene Ontology annotation, biological process: regulation of protein kinase C signaling; signal transduction.
GCUGAAUUCACUGGUCAGAAGGGGUGUCUGGAUACUUUUGGACACCUUUUGGGGAGACAGAGGAGAAGUUUCCUGCAGUCCAGACCCACACAGCGAGCAGCUUUUCUCCGCAGUCAUCUCGGGUCACCCUCUCCCCUCUGCUGAUGUUUCUGAGGCGGGACACUACCCUGUGCAUGUGAUAGCGAGGGGAGGAUGGUUUCUAAAAAAGCUCGUGCACCGAGUCAGCGGCACCAAUUGGGAGUCCGACCGCGCUGGACGAGGCUAAUAACCACGACUCAUCCCUGGAUAUUCCUUCCUUCUUCCAGCGGCUGACGCGUGGAUCUCGUCUCGCAACAGGGGGGUGAAGAUGGGGGCAAUAAGCUCAGCGCAGCGGGACAGCAAGCAGGACACGGUUACCGAGGCCAGCGCGGGACAGGACGAAGCACAGGAAAGCGGAGCUGAGGAUAAGUUGCUACAGAAGAAUGGACGGAUCUCAAGCCUGAAUGAGAAGACAGAGAGCCAGACUGAUGAGUCAAAAGGCCCCCAUGAGGAGAGGGUCCUUGCAGAAGUUGGUUCUGGAUAUGUAACACUGAAAGAAGAUGACACUGAGACAACUGAAGAUCUUCAAGAAGGGGAUACCUCUCAAGAAAACACUGAGGAGUUGGUCAAGGAGUUGGUCAAGGAGAUGGUUAAUGCAGAUGGUGUGGCAGAAAAAGAGGCUGAAGUUGGUGACAAACAAAAUGACAUUGAAGUUGGUUUCAAAAAAAUGUUUAGAUUUGUUGGAUUCAAGUUCACUCUGAAAAAAGAUAAGUGUGACAAAAGUGAUACCGAGGAACCACUCACAAAUGAGCAGGACAAAAAAGUUGCAAUCUGCUCAGAGGAUUCUAGGGACAUCACAGAAGACAGUUCCGUCAGCACAAAUGAACAGGAAGAGAUGCAAAAGGACAUAACAGGGGGCGAUGGACAAAAUGAGUCUAGGAAAAGUAAUACAGCUCCUGAGACAGACAAUGAAACAGCAGAGAGUCAAAUCUCAGAGAUCACAGAAAACAUUGAGAAAAUCACUCCUGAUGAAGAAGAGAUUGAGGAAGUUACACAAAGCCCUGAGCCUGAGGAGCCCAUGUCACCAAUUAAGCGAUUCUUCACACAGGGAAUUUUCGCUACCUUAAGGAAGAAGAGAAAGUAUGAAGCACCAAAAGAGAAUAAAGAGGAUGAACUCAAGAGAACUGACACAGAGGAGGGUGAAAAAUUAGGUGAAGAUGCACCAGAAGACCGUACAUGUGUAUGCCUUGACAUCUCUAACAUUACACCUGAAGAAGGUAGAGAACUGAACAAGCCUGCACCUGAGAAAGAACUAACGAAUUCUCAAGAACAAGAAAAAGUACCAGCAAGUCCACUCAUAAGGCUUUUUAGGAAACUUUCCACAAGAAGACAGAGAGAAGCAAAACCUACUGAAACAAACCUGACUGAGCCUGGGGAAAAUCUAAAUGAAAAGCUUCAGUCCUCCACAGAAGUAAUCAAGGUUACGAAAGAGGAAGAAGAAGCAAAGCCUGCAGAGGAGGAUCAGAUCACAGAUAUUAGCCCUGAAGAGUCAAAAAAGAAAUCAGAUUCAGCUGUUUCAUGGGAAUCUCUGAUAUGUAUUGGGUCUAACAAGAAAAGGUCCAGAAAAACAUCUGACUCUGAAGACGCAACACAAGAUAGAGGCGAAGAGCCCAAAAAAACAACUGAAUCACCACUUGUAAGCUCAACUGAAGGUGAUUAUGACCAUCUUACGUCCUCCACUGAACAAACAGGGAGCCCUGCAGAGGAAGAAGUUGGAUCUACAUGGAAAUCUCUUAAAAAACUAGUUACCCCAAAAAGGAAGGGCAGAAUGGAAGAAAGUGGUUCAUCUGACCAGAUACCUUCAGACACUGAGAUUACCAAAGAUGAAUCUUCAUGUUCUAUAACGAAAUUUAUUCCAGGGCGUAAAAAGAGGAAGUUUGAUGGUCAGCAAGAACAAAUGUCUAAUGAGGCAGGCAAGGAUGCUGGGACAGACAAUGAAGAUGAUGAAACACCAGCAGUUGUUCCACUAUCUGAAUAUGAAAUAAUUGAACCUGAGAGUUUGAAAGAAACAACAGAAGAAAAAGAACAAGAGAAAAGGGUGCAACCCAUGAUUGAAGAGGACAAACCUAAAGAACCAAGUCCUUCAGUGAAAUCUUCAUACGAUGUGAAGCCAUCAGUUGUGCCCAUUUCCUCUGAUUAUAUUGAGGAUUUGACAGAGUUCCUAAGCAAACAUCAGCAACUUAGUGACAUUCCAGAGGAAGGAAUUAUUGAGGAAAGUGUUGCAACACCAGUAUCCUCUGCAGAGUGGACAACUCAAGAUGACACGUUAGCUGAAGACAUUGUAGAGCUGACAGCUGAUGCAGUCACUGCCCCUGAGCCUGGAACUGAGCUAUUUAAUGGGGAUGAAACUACUGAGAUGGUAUCAGCGGUCUCCCAGCUAACAGAAUCUCCUAAAACAUCUGGAAAUGUGACACCAGUACCACUUGAGUAUGACAUGAGAGAAGCAGACGUGAUCAUUCAGGAGGUUGUUGAAACCAUUUGCAUGACUCCGAGUGUUAUGUCAAUCACUUCAAAAGACAAAGACCCAGAGGCUCUAGCUGUGUCUGUUUUUCCAUGUAUUGUAGAGUCAACUGUAACAGCUGAAAUGAAAGUUUUAGUUGCCCAUGAGAAAGCAGAAGCUACAUCCAUAUGUACAGGCCUUGUUUCUCAGGAAAUUGGAGAUGUUGAAGAGAUUUCUCCUUUAGCCUUAGUUGAGGGAAUAUCAGAGUCCAUUGAAGCUGUGUCAACAGAACUUGUCUCUGAGGACUUGACAAAAGGACCUGAGUUAGCAGGACCUGCAACAGAUGGUGUCUGUGCAGCUGAGGUCAAAGAAAUAAAAACGGAGCUGCUUGAAGCAUUUUUACCAGACAAGCAAUACCCACCUCUUGUUGAAACUGAAAAAGAGAUGGAAGACAUAUUUCAAAUACAUGCAGAUUUGAUGGAGGAAAGCAGAAAGGGUGAAAUUUCUACAGUGGAACAGGAAGGAGAAGUGAAAGAUGAUACAACAGAAGCAAUAAAUGGCAAUCAAGAAAUUGCAUCAGUUCAGAUGGCGGUUGUCAUUGCAGUACAAGGUGAAACUCUACUUCUUGAGAAGCAGGUUACUGCAAAGAAUACGACUGGGGUUCCUGAGACAGAGGUUCCCCUGGAUAUGGCAUUAAAUAUAAUGGAACGAGUGCAUGAAGAGCCAGCAGUCUACACUGAAGUAAGUGUUGAAGUUGAAAAAGAACAAAGUCUUCCACAUACUGAAUUAUCAGCUACUGAUUUUGAACAGGUCACUCUAGCUGAUGUAGUUGAGUCAGUAGCACAAGAUGUCAUAGUCUCAGUACCCGACAGUUCUAUAAACAAAGCCUCAGAAAUCACAGAGAACAUUGUUCAAAUCACUGUAGCUGAAGUAGUUGAGACUCAAACACAAAAUGUUUUAGCCUCAGAGCCAGCGGAAACUCUGGGUGAAGCCUCAGAAAUCACAGAAGGAAUGGUUGAGGUUUUUGCAACUGUUGAACCUCUAGAGACCACAGAGGCAAUCAGUUUAGUAAGCCCAGUCUCCAGUUCUAUCAAAGUUUUGGAAGUGGAGUUGGAAGAUGAGGUUCAAAUGAAAAAUAUUCCUUCACUACGUUUUGUGGAUAAUCAUGAAAUACAAGUGGAAGUGAAAGAAACUGAGUUAGGAAUGGCAAAGAUGGCUGUUGAGACGGUACCUGAAGUUGCCACUGCAGUGAAUGUGGCAGAUAUCUAUGAUAAAGCAGAAGAAUUCACAGAAGGAGAUGCAGAUGAGACAGUUCAUGGCAUUAAAGAGGGAAUUACGGCUGAACCACCAUGGGAAGAAAAUGAGCUGAACCUAGCAGUCGAGCAAGAUUCUCUUUCAUCAUUUACUAAUGAUGAAACCACUGUAGUGGAAGAGCCACAAGAUGUACCAGAAGUUAAAGAGGACCUCGAAAAAGAGCAUCUAGAAUCAGACAUAACUUCUGUAGAAGAUCACAAAACAAAACAAAGCACAGAGGAUGAAGUAUACACAGUAACUCCUAAUGAAGCUGAAAAGCAGGUAGAAAAUAUACAAAUACACGUCAUCUCUGAGCAAACAGGUCUCCAAGAGGAAUCUGCAAAGGAGGGAUGCCAACCAUUAAUAAUGGACAAUAACAAAGAAAUACAAUCAAAGGAUCAAAAAACUGAUCUGAGUUUUGAUGCGCAUAAUACAGAAUCACCUCCAGAGUCUGUAGAAGAAGCAUCAGCAAUGAUAGAGACUAAAAGAACACAUAUGGUUGAUGAAGCUGUGACUUCUGGCAUACCUUCAGAGGAUGAGCACAAAGAAAGAAAAGCAAUGUGUGAAAUUACUUCUGAAAUUGCUAAAGAAUCUCAAGAAAUUAUAGAGGCAGCUGCACUAUCUCUAAAAUUAACACAGCUUGAAAUUAACACAGACCAACAACAAACGGAAAUGAUUAUAUCAAAACAAAAAGAGAGUCAAGAAACUGAAUCAAGUGUCCAGAUUUGCACAGAAGACAAACAAGUAGCUGAAGAUAUUGUGGAAGUGACUAAAACAAUAUCAGAGGUACCUAUUGUGUAUGUUGAGGAAACAAAACAACAGGUAGUUUCAUCUACUGAUGAGGGGUCUAAAGAAAUUGAACAAACAUCUGAAGUAGAGAAAGUAAUUAUAGCUAAAACUGAAGGACAGGAGACUGAAAUAUCUGAGGAACCAGUGGCAACAGAGCAGCAUGAAGAAGCAACAUCAGGUGAAGACAAAGUAACAGUGACUACAGCAGAGGUUGUGACAGUUGAAGCUCCAUUGAUAUUUAAACAGGAACCAGAGGCUUUGGUUACAUCUGCAAUAGAAGUGAGCGAGCCUGUCGUUACAUUAAGAAAACAUAUGCAAGAAUCCAGUGAAAACGUAAGGGACCAGAUGGCAGACAUUCCAUGUAUAAGUAUCCAGGAACUGGUAAGUACACUGGAGGUUGAAAAAGCAGCAGCCUUUGAAAUGGACGGAGAAACUCAGUCUGUUAUGGAACAGAAAGAGGAACCACCCACAGCCAUUUCUGAAGCAGAGACUGCAGUGUCUGUUGAGCUGGUAAAAGAACCACCAGUGGUCACUGAGAAUGAAACUGAGACACCAGUAGUCACACAACCUGAAGUGCAAACACAAGUAAUGAACGAACUCAAAGCAGAGGCACUGGAGGUGACCGUACCAAAGGUAGAAACACAUGUAGUAACAGAGGUUAAACUGGAAACAGCAGUAGUAACAGAGCUUGAAGUAGAGACACCAGUAGUGACAUCAGUGGUAAAAGAACUUGAAGUAGAAACACCAGUGGUAACAUCUGUAGCAAAGAAUACUGAUGCAAAAACCAAUGAUCUUCCAUCACUGAUAAAAGUCAAAGAAGUGCAGCCAGUGUUUACUGUCAGUCUACCUGUGGUAGCUCAAGGGAGCACUGUGGGGGAAAUGCCAACACAAGACGAAACACCAACAGUGACAGAAACAUUAGUACCUCAGCUACAAACACCAGUGUCAAAAGAGGAAGAAACGCUAGUGGAGAUUUCCGAAGAAAAGGAUGUGAAGGUCAUGGCACCAGUUGCAGUUGAUGUAAAAGAAUCAAAGCUAGAAAUGGCUAAAGCAGAAGAGACAAUUGUACAAGUAGCAGUGCCAGAACUGGAAGCACAAAUACCUGCUGUGACAUCAGCAGUUGAAACAAAAACUCUGGUGGGGACAUGUGAGGAAAAGAACCUUGAAGCACAGAGUCUUCUUGUUACAUCAAUAAAAGACAUCAAAGAAGUGGGGACCACAUUUUUGACAUCAGUAGUCAAUGAUCCGCUAAAAACACAAGUAAGUACAGUGGUACAAACACCAAUCUUGGUCCAAACAACGCAAAUGCCAGAAGUGCCAACAGUGACACUAGAUGUUGAAACAAAAGCUGAAACAUCUGCAUUUUAUGUUACUGCCCCAAAAAUUGCAGCACCUGAGGCAACAGAAGUAAAAGUUGAAACAGUAGUAGUACCUGCAAUGGAGGUAAAGACACCAGCUGCAGCAUCAGUGGUAACAGAGCUUAAAGUGGAACCUGUAAAGGAAGAAGAGAAGGCAGAACCAGCAACAGCUCCUGUUAUAAUCCCACUAACUGUGGCACCUGAAGUAUCAGAGGUAGAAACAGUAGUAGUACCUGAAGUGGAGGUAAAGACACCAGCUGCAUCAUCAGUGGUAACAGAGCUAAAAGUGGCUCCUGUAAAGGAAAAAGAGAAGGCAGAACCAGUAACAGCUCCUGUUAUAAUCCCACCAACUGUAGAACCUGAGGUAACAGGGGUAGAAACAGUAGUAGCAACUGAAGUGGAAGUAAAGACACCAGCUGCAUCAUCAGUGUUAACAGAGCUAAAAGUGGCUCCCGUAAAGGAAAAAGAGAAGGCAGAACCAGUAACAGCUCCUGUUAUAAUCCCACCAACUGUAGAACCUGAUGUAACAGGGGUAGAAACAGUAGUAGCAACUGAAGUGGAAGUAAAGACACCAGCUGCAUCAUCAGUGGUAACAGAGCUUAAAGUGGCACCUGUAAAGGAAGAAGAGAAGGUAGCAACAGCUCCUGUUAUAAUCCCACCAACUGUAGCACCAGAGGUAACAGGGGUAGAAACAGUAGCAGUAACUGAAGUGGAAGUGAAGACACCAGCUUCAACAUCAGUGGUAACAGAGCUAAAAGUGGCUCCUGUAAAGGAAAAAGAGAAGGCAGAACCAGUAACAGGUCCUGUUAUAAUCCCACCAACUGUAGAACCUGAGGUAACAGGGGUAGAAAUAGUAGUAGCAACUGAAGUGGAAGUAAAGACACCAGCUGCAUCAUCAGUGUUAACAGAGCUAAAAGUGGCUCCUGUAAAGGAAAAAGAGAAGGCAGAACCAGUAACAGCUCCUGUUAUAAUCCCACCAACUGUAGAACCUGAUGUAACAGAGGUAGAAACAGUAGUAGCAACUGAAGUGGAAGUAAAGACACCAGCUGCAUCAUCAGUGGUAACAGAGCUUAAAGCGGCACCUGUAAAGGUAGAAGAGAAGGUAGCAACAGCUCCUGUUAUAAUCCCACCAACUGUAGCACCAGAGGUAACAGGGGUAGAAACAGUAGCAGCAACUGAAGUGGAAGUGAAGACACCAGCUUCAACAUCAGUGGUAACAGAGCUUAAAGUGGCACCUGUAAAGGACGAAGCGAAGGCAGAACCAGCAGCAGCUCCUGUUAUAAUACCACCAACUGUAGCACCUGAGGUAACAGGGGUAGAAACAGUAGUAGUAACUGAAGCAGAAGUAAAGACACCAGCUUCAACAUCAGUGGUAACAGAGCUAAAAGUGGCUCCUGUAAAGGAAAAAGAGAAGGCAGAACCAGUAACAGGUCCUGUUAUAAUCCCACCAACUGUAGAACCUGAGGUAACAGGGGUAGAAAUAGUAGUAGCAACUGAAGUGGAAGUAAAGACACCAGCUGCAUCAUCAGUGUUAACAGAGCUAAAAGUGGCUCCUGUAAAGGAAAAAGAGAAGGCAGAACCAGUAACAGCUCCUGUUAUAAUCCCACCAACUGUAGAACCUGAUGUAACAGAGGUAGAAACAGUAGUAGCAACUGAAGUGGAAGUAAAGACACCAGCUGCAUCAUCAGUGGUAACAGAGCUUAAAGCGGCACCUGUAAAGGUAGAAGAGAAGGUAGCAACAGCUCCUGUUAUAAUCCCACCAACUGUAGCACCAGAGGUAACAGGGGUAGAAACAGUAGCAGCAACUGAAGUGGAAGUGAAGACACCAGCUUCAACAUCAGUGGUAACAGAGCUUAAAGUGGCACCUGUAAAGGACGAAGCGAAGGCAGAACCAGCAGCAGCUCCUGUUAUAAUACCACCAACUGUAGCACCUGAGGUAACAGGGGUAGAAACAGUAGUAGUAACUGAAGCAGAAGUAAAGACACCAGCUGCAUUGUCAGUGGUAACAGAGCUUAAAGCGGCAACUCUAAAGGAAGAAGAGAAGACAGAACCAGCAGCAGCUCCUGUUAUAAUUCCACCAACUGUAGCACCUGAGGUAACAGGGGUAGAAACAGUAGUAGUAACUGAAGCAGAAGUAAAGACACCAGCUGCAUUGUCAGUGGUAACAGAGCUUAAAGUGGCAACUCUAAAGGAAGAAGAGAAAACAGAACCAGCAACAGCUCCUGUUAUAAUCCCACCAACUGUGGCACCUGAGGUAACAGGGGUAGAAACAAUAGUAGUAACUGAAGUGGAAGUAAAGACACCAGCUGCAUCAUCAGUGGUAACAGAGCUUAAAGAGGCACCUGUAAAGGAAGAAGAGAAGGCAGAACCAGCAGCAGCUCCUGUUAUAAUCCCAGCAACUGUAGAACCUGCGGUAACAGGGGUAGAAACAGUAGUAGCAACUGAAGUGGAAGUAAAGCCACCAGCUGCAUCAUCAGUGCUAACAGAGCUUAAAGAGGCACCUGUAAAGGAAGAAAAGGCAGAACCAGCAGCAGCUCCUGUUAUAAUCCCAUCAACUGCAGCACCUGAGGUAACAGGGGUAGAAACAGGAGUAAUAGCUGAAGUGGAAGUAAAGACACCAGCUGCAUCAUCAGUGGUAACAGAGCUUAAAGAGCCACCUGUAAAGGAAGAAAAGGCAGAACCAGCAGCAGCUCCUGUUAUAAUCCCAUCAACUGUAACACCUGAGGUAACAGGGGUAGAAACAGGAGUAAUAUCUGAAGUGGAAGUAAAGACACCAGCUGCAUCAUCAGUGGUAACAGAGCUUAAAGAGCCACCUGUAAAGGAAGAAAAGGCAGAACCAGCAGCAGCUCCUGUUAUAAUCCUAUCAACUGUAGCACCUGAGGUAACAGGGGUAGAAACAGGAGUAAUAGCUGAAGUGGAAGUAAAGACACUAGCUGUAUCAUCAGUGGUAACAGAGCUUAAAGUGGCACCUGUAACAAAAGAAGAGAAGGCAGAACCAGCAACAGCUCCCGUUAUAAUCCCACCAACAGCAGCACCAAAGGUCCAAACUCUAACAAUGGUUGAAACACCAACAAUUGUUCCAGCAGUUGAAAAGCCAAUCAUUGUCCCCGUGGUACAAAUACUCACACCUGGCAAAACAGUAGCAGACACAGAACCACCAGAAGUAAAGGAAACAUUUGAGGAGGCAUUAGUUACAACUGAGGCUGCACCACCAUCUCUGACUGAGGCAAAAGUGAAAGUAACAGAGGCAACUAACAAGGUCACUCAAACCAUACAAAGUACUGCAGAGUCAAAAGAAGACACAGAGAAUCUUGAAGCAGUCAACCUAGUACCAAAAGAGGUUGUCGUCUCCAUGGCGACAGCCGAACAACUGCCAGAUGUGGAUGAUGAUGUGUGGGAGGAUGCUGUAGAUGAUAUCAGAGUUGAUGAUUGUUCCACUGCCAAAGCAGGUGUCUAAUUGCAAGAUGGCAACACAUAAAGCAAGAGCUUGUUGGACAGGCAAACUUUUCAAAUGAAGGUCUCUAGAGGCUAGUCUUCAAUUACCCUAUAUAGAAGCAUAAGUAUUAGUAGUACUUUGAAAGGUUGCGGGCAUAUGGUACCCAAAAUGAACAUCUUGCCAAGCCCUAGAGGAGCAAUGCAAGGCCAAAUUCUGUGAAGUAUCACAAAGCAUGUCUACAAGAAAAAAACACAAUGCUUGACUGGCCCAAAAUAUAAUACAUUUUCUGUCCAGUCUAGAAGUAUUUUAUUUUACAAACCUGUAUAAAAACAGGGUACUAAUACCAAGCUCUUGAAAUAGAGCAAUCCAGUACGUUUUGUCAUUUAAUAUUGUAAUCUGAUUUUGCAUCUUCAUUUUCCUGAUCACCACCCAUGAAUGUAAGGGGAAGUCUCAUAUUGCAUAAUGUUUGAAUAUAUAUAUAAAUAUAUA